Messenger RNA from Somion occarium, 1386 nucleotides. Lineage: Eukaryota; Fungi; Basidiomycota; Agaricomycetes; Polyporales; Cerrenaceae. The record is from the annotation of a GenBank genome assembly.
AUGAUGUCAUGCCCGGCAACAUGAUCAUGAAGUCUGCCGAGCGGUGGCGUAUUCUCCUGCUUUUGUAUUUUGACCUUUCUCCUGCUCACUCACUAUCUCUCGUCUUGCUUUGGCUCUCUUUCACUAUGAUUCCUCUACUUCGACCCAGUAUUCUGCUUACCCUCCGACUACCAGUAGUUUCGUCUCUUCGGCAACCUCUGGCAUCGUCUGCACGUUCAUUCAGUAGUUUCCGGACAUCGUCUUCUGUCCUUUCGACAUUGCACAAACAGACGUCCAAACCAUUUUCAUCGACUUUCUUUAGGUCGUCGAGAACAUUACUUACAGACUCUGCUCCCGUUGUUGCUCGUCCUUCUCCAAGCGAGGCCUGGAGGCGUUAUGCAAUUACAGCUGUCACAGUUGCAGGGACUGUAGUGGCGGUUAAUGUUUUCUUCAAUCGAGAGACUCGCGAUGCACUUUCACUAGACGAAAGGUCAUAUCUCCACGAAAGUUUCCAAUACACCGGCGUAGGACUCGCCUUGACAGCCGUAGCAGCUCGCACGAUGUUCAAGAAUGGACUCGCUUUCAGGAUUAUGGCAGCCAAUCCGUGGGCUGUCUUGGGUAUCAGUCUUGUGGGUUCGAUUGGGACUAUGAUGGGUGCGAUGUACACUGCUCCGGAGAACAAACUUUUGAAACACGCGUUCUGGCUAGGCUUUAAUGCGUGUCAAGCUGCCACUCUCAGUCCUCUUUUCUUCGUUAGCCCGGCCAUUCUCUCUCGUGCAGCACUCUACACUUGUGGUGUUGUUGGCUCACUUGCCUACGUCGGUGCCACAGCGAAGACCGACAAGUACAUCUACUUGGGUGGGCCCCUCCUUGCCGGUGUAACUGUAGUCGCUUUAAGCUCUUUGGCUCCCAUGGCUCUUCCCCUUGGUCUUCGUGGACUUGCUAUCACCGAGGCUGUUUCGCUUUAUGGUGGUCUUGCCGUCUUUGGUGGCUUCGUUCUCUACGAUACUCAGAAGAUCUUGCAACAUGGUCGUAUGGUAGGUACCGGUGCUAUGGCCGCAGACCCAAUCCGGGAGUCUAUUGGUUUGGAGCUUGACAUGAUCAACAUCUUUAUUCGAUUAGUCCAGAUCCUCUCCAGGUCGAAAGACAGGAAGAAGUAGACAGCGAAGUCGAGGCAGAUUAGUUUAGACAUACAGAGUUUCCUUAUUCAUGUAGUAUCAAUGCUGUAUUCUAGUUUCAGCACCACUCAGUCCAGUGCUUCUUGGCUCACAUUUCAACCUGUGAGGUCCCACUUUCACUUUACAGGCAUGUAUGAACGUCCAUGGUAUCCAAGUCUAACUACCAGAAAUAACAAACUGGUACCCUAAAGCUACGACCCAACCUUCCCCAAACUCUCCAAUAUCUUCA